GGGGUUUGGGAUCCGACGGGUUGGGUCGAGUUUUAAACUGUACCAAAGAAUUCUCCGGCCUCCGUCCUCCUUCGAUCGCCACCUCCACUCCGCUCACUUCCUAACCAAUCUCCGGCAGCGAUACUCCACGAGGAAUUGAGAAUCCUGUGCUCAAGGCACGCUGUAAAGUCUUAAGGAAGGUUGUCAGCAACAAUGAGACUACGAUAUGCUAUGGUAUGCUCCUCGAAUCAGAAUCGAAGCAUGGAGGCUCACUUCAUACUCAAGAGAGAGGGUUUUGAUGUAUGUUCAUAUGGAACAGGCACCCAUGUUAAGCUCCCAGGCCCUUCUUUAAGAGAACCAAAUGUCUACGAAUUUGGUACCCCUUACAAGCAGAUGUUUGAUGACCUCAGACGUAAAGAUCCUGAGCUUUAUAAGCGCAAUGGCAUACUCCAGAUGCUCAAGAGGAACUUGGCGGUCAAAACUGCACCUCAACGUUGGCAAGAAAAUGGCCCGGAUGGGCACUUUGAUGUUGUAUUCACAUUCGAGGAAAAGGUAUUUGAUAUGGUUGUUGAAGAUCUUCAUACUCGUGAUCAUAUUCUUCUGAAACCUGUGCUGGUGGUAAACUUGGAAGUAAAAGAUAACCAUGAUGAGGCUGCGGUUGGCGCUCGUCAAACUCUAGCAUUGUGUCAAGAGCUUGAAGCAACUGAUCGUUGGGAAGAUGUGAUCGAUGAUGUUAUAUCUACGUUUGAGCGACAACACCGUAGAAAGGUCGUAUAUGCCAUCUCCUUCUAUUGACCUACUGGAUUCUAGGUUAGUUACAUUCUGAGAAGUACACGACAUAGUGUCCAUAUGCUACUUUAUUGUCUCAAGUAGUCGAAAUCAAUUUGAUUCUAUUAGACAAUGUGGUUUUUGAAAAUUCUUGUACCAUAUAUGUUCCUUCUCUUUUGUGUCAAUAUACUUUCUAUUGUAUGAACUUUGCUUGACAUUUUUCAAA
Messenger RNA from Cynara cardunculus var. scolymus (artichoke), 973 nucleotides. Its product is annotated as RNA polymerase II subunit A C-terminal domain phosphatase SSU72. The coding region runs from base 193 to 774 and encodes 193 amino acids. The transcript is spliced from 5 exons. Gene Ontology annotation, cellular component: nucleus; mRNA cleavage and polyadenylation specificity factor complex. NCBI's taxonomy places the organism in Eukaryota, Viridiplantae, Streptophyta, Magnoliopsida, Asterales, Asteraceae. The record is from RefSeq and is a predicted model, not a curated record. Gene Ontology annotation, molecular function: RNA polymerase II CTD heptapeptide repeat phosphatase activity. Gene Ontology annotation, biological process: termination of RNA polymerase II transcription.